Molecule: messenger RNA, 1482 nt
Organism: Dicrocoelium dendriticum
Lineage: Eukaryota; Metazoa; Platyhelminthes; Trematoda; Plagiorchiida; Dicrocoeliidae
Source: the annotation of a GenBank genome assembly
CGAUGGUAUCGCUCCGAUUGUCGUGAACCAUCAUGUGCCAUCGGGCUGUGUGACACGCAGUGUCUGUUAGACUUGUUCAGAAGGAGAAACUAUGAAUUCUCAGCCAAAUGACUUCGGCGCGUGGAACCUCAAUGAUCGGGCUUAUCCAGAAUGUGGGAACCACGACAAUCCAGAGGGUGGCCCGACAUACCCCCAACCUGGCUACUACGGUAGCCCACAAAUGGGUCCAUGUGCAUCUCAACAAGGUUUCGGAUUUCCUUGCACUCCAAUAACCCAACCCGCAUUCGGAAGUCCACAGUCACCGGUACAACCAAACUAUCAGUUGUACGUGUGUCCUCUUGGAUUUCCUCCGCAGCAACAGCCGUGUUUCAAUCCCACCCUACGCCCUUACCCGCACUUCAAUGCCGAAGAGGACUGUGAGAAGCUACGCAAAGCGAUGAAGGGCAUUGGUACCGACGAGAACGCCAUAAUCGAUGUACUAGCACACCGAACAGCGGAUCAGCGUGUUCAGUUGGUUAAACAAUUCAAAAUCAUGUACGGCAAGGAUUUAAUUAGCGAGCUGAAGUCAGAACUGACGGGUCAUUUUGAAGACGUGGUCGAGGCGAUGUGCUACACAUUGGAAGAACUGGAUGCGCGGGCGCUACGGGAAGCCAUGAAAGGUGCAGGUACAAACGAAGGCACACUUAUUGAAAUUUUGGCUACUCGAAGUAACGAACAGAUAAAGAAAAUCAAAGAACUUUACAGUUCCAUUUUCGGCGGACGUGAUCUGGAGAAAGAUUUGACUAGUGAGACCCACGGAUACUUCAAGCGUGUUCUAGUCAGUAUGGUACAAGGUGGUCGUGACGAGAGUCAUCACGUUGACCACAGCGCAGUGGAGCAUGACGCGGAAGAGCUGUACAACGCCGGAGAGAAAGCGCUCGGGACAGACGAAUCCACGUUCAUCACCAUCUUGCUGUGGAAGUCAGAAGCUCACGUUCGCGCUGUCAUUGACGCUUACGAAAAGCACAGCAAUAAAGACUUUGAAGACGUGCUGAAGUCGGAACUGAGCGGCGACCUGCUCCGAUCAUUUUUGGCCGUCGUUAGAAGCAUUCGAAACAAGCCGAGAUAUUUUGCGCACGAGCUGAGGAAAUCAAUGGAAGGUGCUGGAACGGAUGACAAAAAGCUCAUUCGCAUUGUCGUUUCACGCGCUGAAGUUGAUAUGGGCGAUAUAAAACGGGAGUUUAUGAAGCAAUACGGGAAACCACUGGCAACUUGGAUAACAGAUGAUACCACCGGAGAUUACAAACGUAUGCUACUGGCGUUGGUUGGCGAUUAAUACUACGGCUCUGGUUGCAAUGCAUAUUUUGCACCAAUGACACACCAUGUCACUUCGCUUGUGAUGUGUGUGAACUUGCUUUUCUUAUCUUUAAUUUGGUUUAUUCCUUUUGCUUCGCUGAUAUUCUGUUAGCCUGUCCUGUGUUCUUAUACACAUUGCCGACCAUG